GCGCCUAGUUCAGUGACUCGAAGCCCGCGCUGCCAAACGGUCGCGCGCUCGCGGUGUGCCACCUUAACAUUUCGAACGCUCGCGUUCUAAGUUCGAAAGCUGACAGUGACAGGAGUGUUGUGUUUUGAAGGAAUUUUGGAAACUUAUUUUCUUUUUUUUUGGAAGUGUGCAUUUUGUGGACGGAUUUGUGUUUUGGAUUGCGAUUUGGAAUUGGGUACAGUGGGCCAGUCGGAAACAACCGCAUGUGUUCAACUACAACCCUUACUUCCUCAUUAGUACCAUACAGCUGGCAUGGCGCGAUACAAAUGACUACACUUGCAUGAGAACCCGAGCCUGGCUGUGAGCUUGAGCGUGCACAGUGGGCGAGGCGACGCUGGACGGCUGCCUCUAUGCUGUAUCGGCGGUUCGACAUUCACCGGGACGUAGCCAGGUCGCUGUUGAAGAGGAACGGAGCGAGAGGCGUGAGGUAACCUGGCCGAGGGCGCCAAGCAACACCGUCAUGUGUUCCACAGCAACUAAGUACCAACCGUGCGAAUAGCGCAACAAGCAACGAAGAAUGUACCCUCCGUCCAAAACGCUGCCAAAUAUUUGUAACGAAUUUACUAGUGUAGAAGUAGAGACAGUGUGUUUGUGAGUCGGUGAUUGUGAUUGUGGAUAGUGGCGCCUCGUGGCGGAGACAAGGUGGCGGGGACGCAUGCGCCGCACUCAACGGCGCUGGCGAUGCCAUUUAUUGAAGACGAAUGGUGGUCCGCCGAGAAUGAGGGCAGGAUGGUCGACCUCUCCAAUUGUGUUCAGGACGCGGUAGCAGCGGCAGGCGGGCAAACAGCUGCUCUGCAACAAAUGGCGUCCUCACUGGGCGAGCUGUCGCAGGCCGAGCUGUCAAACAUCGUUGGCGGGCUCUCGCUGGAGACCGACGCGGAGGCCGCGGACCCCGACGACAUACUCAAACAGCUCGGGGAGACCGCCUUUGACAAUUUUGAGACUUUUUUUACGGACCUCACUAACGCCACCGCGUCUAAUGUUCCACCAAUUGAAAUUAAGCAAGAAGAAAACAAUAACGUAUCAUCGCCAGCGUCUGGGAGUCAAAUGCAAGGCUACAGUUACCAGACAAGCAGCCAACUUUUGCAAAACAACGGCCAGCAACGAUUGCAGCAAUUACUAAGAUCCGGCACUAACGCCAUCAACAAUGCCGUGGCAAAUAAUAUAAAUAACGGAAGAUACAAUAUCGCUUCCGCAAAUCCUUUACUCGCGGAAAAAUUAGCAGCGACAUCUAGCUGCAUAAAGCAAGAACCGAUUAGUUCGGAUUACAAUGGAACGAGUAUGAACUAUGGCAACGCUUCACCGAUGCAGAGAGUGCCGAGUGGGAAGCCGCAGGUGCAUGAUGCUGGUGGAGGUAAAGUGGACGGCGAACCAGCGGGAUUGCCUCUGGGCGCGCGAGGCACGCUCGGCCGCGCGCUGCUGCAUGGCCUGCUAGCUCCUGCGCCGGCCGCCAGGCACCAUCUUUACACCGCGCCCAACACUGGUGGUUCCCUUCCCCCAUCGCCAGCGGAUAGUGGAGUCUCCGAUGUGGAGUCGUCGUCCUCCGGAGCCGGGUCAGCCGAAGAGCUUAAGGCGCGGCUUCAGCCACCACCUCCUGCGCCCUUCCACGCGCCUUUCCUUCCCUUCUACCAGCACCACCAGAUCGCCACGUCACUACAGCACCACGUAACGCAUCCCAGGCCACCUGUGGGCGGCGUGAACGAACGCGAGGCGUACGGGUACGGGUACGGCGGUGGCGGCGGGGUGGGCGUGGGGGGCGCGCACCACUUCGCCGCGCCCGCGCCGCCGCCGCUGCACUCCGCGCACGACGAGUUGCCCUACUCCGUGUUCGACUUUGGCGACUACCAGCGGCAGCACCACCACAACAAGCUCAAGCCCAAGAAGCGGCCGCGCCUGGACGCGCCGCAGCCCACCGGCGUGAAACGCAAGUCGCGCGAGGGCUCCACCACCUACCUCUGGGAAUUCCUGCUCAAGCUGUUGCAGGACCGCGAGUACUGCCCCCGCUACAUCAAAUGGACCAACCGCGAGAAGGGCGUCUUCAAGCUGGUCGAUUCGAAGGCCGUGUCGCGCCUCUGGGGCCUGCACAAGAAUAAGCCCGACAUGAAUUACGAGACGAUGGGCCGCGCGCUGCGCUACUACUACCAGCGCGGCAUCCUCGCCAAGGUGGACGGGCAGCGACUCGUCUACCAGUUCGUCGACGUGCCCAAGGACAUUGUCGAGAUCGACUGCUCGCUCGCGUAGGCUGCCGACGACCAGACGGACGCUACCCCACCCUCAGCGGUGCGUGUCGAUUCGAAUCUCCAGUGCGGACUGUGUGUGAAUGCGACGGACCUUUGUCAUACGUAACUAUUAUAGAUUCGCGUAUUCAUUUCGGUCUUACAUUUUUUCACUAAUGAAUAGUAAAUUCGUCUAUUUGUCAUUCAAAUCAUCAUGCAUUGUUUUUCAGAUCGC
Messenger RNA from Hyposmocoma kahamanoa, 2490 nucleotides. It is a transcript of the gene Eip74EF, whose product is annotated as ecdysone-induced protein 74EF. Gene Ontology annotation, cellular component: nucleus. Bases 721 to 2280 code for a protein of 519 amino acids. Lineage: Eukaryota; Metazoa; Arthropoda; Insecta; Lepidoptera; Cosmopterigidae. The record is from RefSeq and is a predicted model, not a curated record. Gene Ontology annotation, molecular function: sequence-specific DNA binding; DNA-binding transcription factor activity, RNA polymerase II-specific. Gene Ontology annotation, biological process: regulation of transcription by RNA polymerase II; cell differentiation. The transcript is spliced from 10 exons.